ACAGCUAUUUUCUCAUGUGAGGGAACCAUGAUCUCUCUCACUGCAGUUUAUAAGUAGAUGCACAACAUUGAGCUGCACACGCUGAAAAUGUCCUGUACACGACUAAGGCCCACGUUAUCGAGGCACCAUUCUCGACUUCUCCCUUACGCGAACGUAGCGUGUCUGCAACAUAAGUGCCGAUAUUCGUCAAUUAUCUCACCUGCCCAAGAAUCCCCGCUCAACACAUGGAUAACCCAAACUCUCCCUGUUACAAAAGAACACAAUGACUUCCUCUCCGCCUCUAAGCUUGCUGAUCUCUUCUGCACAUUGCCCACUCGAUCUCACACCUCCCAGACGCGCGCCUUCGCACCUGGAGCUUCACUAAGCCCUUUACAUACUCUGGUGUUUUUCUAUCCACGUUCGACAGAAGAUCAACUCGGCACGGACAAGACAGAUCGUGAAUUUUGUCCGCCUGAGCCGUUUACGAGACGCAUGUGGGCUGGUGGGACGUUUCGUUUUACUCAUAAUCGAACGGAUGGAAGCUCGAAUGGUCUGCAAGUUGGCAGAGAGGCGACAGCACGCGUGAAAAUACCUAAGGUUGAGAAGAAGGGCUUUGAAAAGGGUUCACCAAUGGUGUUCGUUCACCAAAAUAUCGAUUACGCGCACAAGGGCGAAGAGGAACCACUCGUUAGUGAGGAGAGGAUUCAUGUGUAUUUGCCUCGUGAGAUGCGUGCCAAUUCGAGGGUGGCACGAGAAGUCACUGGUUUACCUAAACUACAUUACACCUUCUCGUGGACGCCAUCCCCGACCACGCUGUUCCGUUUCUCCGCUUUAACAUGGAAUGGGCACUUGAUCCAUCUUGACCCCGAAUAUGCGCAGAACGAGGAAGGUUAUCCAGAACGGCUCGUCCACGGACCUCUCACAGCGCUUAUGCUCGUAGAAGCGCUGUAUCAUGAAGGUUACUCCGGACGUAUCGAUAACUUCGUUUAUCGCGCACGAAAUCCUACGCUUGUAAACCGACGGCAGCAUCUUCGUGGUGCAUUCAGCCUGAAUGGCGACAGCGCGAUACUAUGGGCGGAAGAUGACGAUGGCGUCGUGGGCAUGACAGGCACUGUCGACUUGCUUGAUCCUGUUUCAAGCAAGUUCUCUUAGUUACUCUACGGGUUGUUAUCGACGCAGCGCAAUGGGACUUGUAGACCGCGUUGAGGAAUUCC
This is a messenger RNA of Fomitiporia mediterranea MF3/22, 1193 nucleotides long. RefSeq lists its product as uncharacterized. Gene Ontology annotation, cellular component: mitochondrion. The record is from RefSeq and is a predicted model, not a curated record. Gene Ontology annotation, molecular function: (3R)-hydroxyacyl-[acyl-carrier-protein] dehydratase activity. The transcript is spliced from 3 exons. The coding region runs from base 88 to 1131 and encodes 347 amino acids. NCBI's taxonomy places the organism in Eukaryota, Fungi, Basidiomycota, Agaricomycetes, Hymenochaetales, Hymenochaetaceae.